AACUCGUCUAAUAUUAAGAUUGUUUGGCUCAUUUUAAUCAAAAAAUAAACAAAUUACUUCGUAUGUAUUACGUAACUUAUUUUUAAUAUCUCAAUUUGAUUUUUAUUUUGAGUGUUUUUGGUAUACAUUAAUUUCGAAAUCAUUAAACCACAAAUCACAAUAAAUGAAAUAUUUCCUUUUGGGUUUACACAUAUAAAUAAACAUAAAGCGCCCCAAUAUAGAACUUCGUAUCCACCAACCCACUAGUAACCUUUUAGCCACUCUCCUACUCCAAUGGAAACCAUAAAUUUCUGAACUUUCUGUAACAAACUUCUGCCCAUUUCUUCAUUUGGGCAAAAACAAGAUACCCAUCUCUGAAUUCCUCUUGUUUUUGCAAAAAGAUCAAAUCUUUACCAAAAUGGAGCGUGCAAGGAGGGUGGCUAGCAGGGCUAUGUUACGGCGGUUGCACCACCACCACCGCCCCAACAACAACCACAGUAAGGUGGUUGAUUCUAUCUCCUCCGCAAGGUAUGUCUCCACCAUGGCACCACCGCCACCAUCUAGUUUUUCCCGUCAAAAUAAUGAGUUAGCAAAUGUGGGUUUUGGGAGAUUACCUCAAACUCGAUCCAUUUCUGUAGAAGCAUUGAAGCCAAGUGAUACUUUUGCUAGGAGACAUAACUCAAUAACCCCAGAUGAAGAAAUAAAAAUGGCAAAGUUUUGUGGGUUUGAAAAUACUAAUGCUUUAAUUGAUGCAACUGUGCCUAAAUCAAUUAGGAUCCAAUCUAUGAAAUUCUCAAAAUUUGAUCAGGGUUUAACUGAGUCUCAAAUGAUUGAGCAUAUGAAGAUUUUGGCUUCAAAAAACAAGGUUUUUAAGUCAUUUAUUGGGAUGGGUUACUAUGAUACUUAUGUACCACCUGUGAUUUUGAGGAAUAUAAUGGAAAAUCCUGCUUGGUAUACUCAGUACACACCUUACCAAGCUGAGAUUUCACAGGGUCGGUUAGAGUCCUUGUUGAAUUACCAGACUAUGAUUACUGAUCUUACUGGUUUACCCAUGUCCAAUGCCUCAUUGCUUGACGAGGGUACUGCUGCAGCCGAGGCAAUGGCUAUGUGUAACAAUAUCUUAAAAGGGAAGAGGAAAACUUUUCUUAUAGCAAGUAACUGUCAUCCACAAACCAUUGAUAUUUGUAAGACUAGAGCUGAUGGUUUCGAUCUUAAGGUCGUGACAAAGGAUCUUAAAGAUAUUGAUUACUCAUCAGGGGAUGUUUGUGGUGUUCUUGUUCAGUAUCCUGGUACUGAGGGUGAGGUUUUAGACUAUGGGGAGUUUAUUAAGAAGGCACAUGCUAGUGGGGUUAAGGUGGUUAUGGCUACUGAUCUUUUAGCAUUGACGGUGUUGAAGCCACCGGGUGAAUUUGGUGCUGAUAUUGUUGUUGGGUCUGCUCAAAGAUUUGGUGUGCCUAUGGGGUAUGGAGGUCCUCAUGCUGCUUUCUUGGCUACUUCUCAAGAGUACAAGAGGUUGAUGCCAGGAAGAAUUAUCGGUCUUAGCGUUGAUUCUUCUGGCAAGUCUGCUCUUCGUAUGGCAAUGCAAACAAGGGAGCAACAUAUUCGAAGAGAUAAGGCUACUAGCAACAUCUGUACUGCUCAGGCUUUGCUGGCCAAUAUGUCUGCGAUGUAUUGUGUCUACCAUGGACCUGAAGGUCUUAAGACCAUCGGCCAAAGGGUGCAUGGUCUUGCUGGCACACUUGCAGCUGGGUUGAAAAAACUCGGGACAGUUGAAGUUCAGGGUCAGUCUUUCUUCGACACAGUGAAGAUCAAGUGCGCAGAUGCCAAAGCAAUAGCUGAUGAAGCUAUGAAGCAUGAGAUGAAUUUGCGUGUUGUGGACAGCAGCACUGUCACUGUUUCUUUUGACGAAACAACAACUUUGGAAGAUGUUGAUAAACUCUUCAAAGUUUUUGCUGGUGGCAAGGCUGUGCCAUUUACUGCUGCAUCUAUUGCUCCAGAAGUCGAGAAUGCAAUCCCUGCUUCCCUUGUGAGGGAGAGCUCAUAUUUGACUAACCCUAUUUUUAACUCAUACCACACGGAGCAUGAGCUGCUGAGAUACCUUUAUAGGUUACAGUCAAAGGAUCUGUCACUAUGCCACAGUAUGAUUCCACUUGGAUCUUGUACAAUGAAGUUGAAUGCCACAGCUGAAAUGAUGCCAGUUACAUGGCCAGAAUUCACAAGUAUUCAUCCUUUUGCCCCAACAGAACAAACUCAGGGUUACCAGGAAAUGUUCGGAGAUUUGGGUGAUUUGUUGUGUACCAUUACUGGAUUCGAUUCUUUCUCUCUGCAACCCAAUGCUGGUGCGGCUGGAGAGUAUGCUGGGUUGAUGGUUAUUCGAGCUUACCAUAUGGCAAGGGGAGAUCAUCAUCGUAAUGUGUGCAUCAUACCUGUCUCUGCUCAUGGAACAAAUCCUGCGAGUGCAGCUAUGUGCGGUAUGAAAAUUGUCUCCGUUGGAACUGAUGCUAAGGGAAAUAUUAACAUUGAAGAAGUGAGAAAAGCUGCUGAAACACACAAGGACAACUUGUCUGCUCUUAUGGUUACUUAUCCAUCAACUCACGGUGUCUAUGAAGAAGGAAUUGAUGAAAUCUGCAAGAUUAUUCACGACAAUGGCGGUCAAGUAUACAUGGAUGGUGCCAACAUGAAUGCACAGGUUGGUCUCACAAGCCCAGGAUUCAUUGGAGCAGAUGUUUGUCAUCUCAACUUGCACAAAACAUUUUGCAUCCCACAUGGUGGAGGUGGUCCGGGUAUGGGCCCCAUUGGUGUGAAGAAACAUUUGGCACCAUUUUUGCCAUCGCACCCUGUGGUGUCAACUGGUGGAAUUCCAGCCCCAGAAAAGAUGGAGCCCCUAGGUACGAUAUCUGCUGCACCCUGGGGAUCUGCUCUAAUUCUACCAAUUUCAUACACAUAUAUUGCUAUGAUGGGCUCAAAAGGCCUUACUGAAGCAUCUAAGCAAGCUAUCUUGAACGCGAACUACAUGGCUAAGCGCUUGGAGGACCAUUACCCAGUUCUUUUCCGUGGUGUCAAUGGAACAUGUGCUCAUGAAUUUAUCAUUGAUUUGAGAGGCUUCAAGAACACUGCUGGAAUAGAGGCUGAGGAUGUUGCCAAGCGUCUUAUGGACUAUGGAUUCCAUGGCCCAACAAUGUCAUGGCCAGUUCCUGGCACACUCAUGAUUGAACCAACUGAAAGUGAAAGCAAGGCGGAGUUAGACAGGUUUUGUGAUGCGCUAAUUUCCAUCAGAGGAGAAAUUGCAGAGAUUGAGAAUGGAAAAGCUGAUCCCCACAACAACGUGCUCAAGGGAGCACCACAUCCACCCUCCAUGCUGAUGGCAGAUUCAUGGAGCAAGCCAUACUCCCGGGACUAUGCUGCUUACCCUGCUCCCUGGUUGCGCUCUGCCAAGUUUUGGCCUACUAAUGCACGUGUGGACAACGUUUAUGGUGAUCGGAACUUGAUCUGCACCCUUCAAUCAGCAAAUCACUAUGAAGAAGAGAAGGCCGCUACUGCUUAAACACGUACCCUUUCAGCCUUUCGGCUUACUUGCCAAAGAUGUCUUUCUUACAUAGUUUUGUUGUAUAUACAAUUACAUUCUACCACUUGAAAUAUGAGGGGUUAGCCUUCUUUUAGGCACUCUCAUAUGUUCAUCAUUACUUCUGGAGGUAUACACUCUCUUCCUCUCUCUCCCUCGCUUCCUCCUUAGAAGAAAUUGGAAUGUCAUUCGUAUAUUCUUCUUUCUAGUUCAACAACCACUUCUUUCAGUUUUCUUCGCCUUCUCCCAAGGGUUUUAACUCGUGUAAUUAUGCCGAAAAUUGAAAACGGUGAGAAGAUCGGAGAAUAAAAAUGCAGGAAGUUUCUCUAA
Spinacia oleracea (spinach) is the source of this 3871-nucleotide messenger RNA. RefSeq names its product glycine dehydrogenase (decarboxylating), mitochondrial. Bases 398 to 3523 code for a protein of 1041 amino acids. The record is from RefSeq and is a predicted model, not a curated record. Gene Ontology annotation, biological process: glycine decarboxylation via glycine cleavage system. Lineage: Eukaryota; Viridiplantae; Streptophyta; Magnoliopsida; Caryophyllales; Amaranthaceae. Gene Ontology annotation, molecular function: glycine binding; pyridoxal phosphate binding; glycine dehydrogenase (decarboxylating) activity. Gene Ontology annotation, cellular component: mitochondrion; apoplast; chloroplast envelope. The transcript has 15 exons.